Aspergillus japonicus CBS 114.51 is the source of this 1397-nucleotide messenger RNA. RefSeq names its product putative Golgi reassembly stacking protein. Gene Ontology annotation, molecular function: protein binding. Bases 103 to 1242 code for a protein of 379 amino acids. Gene Ontology annotation, cellular component: Golgi apparatus. The transcript is spliced from 4 exons. The record is from RefSeq and is a predicted model, not a curated record. NCBI's taxonomy places the organism in Eukaryota, Fungi, Ascomycota, Eurotiomycetes, Eurotiales, Aspergillaceae. Gene Ontology annotation, biological process: Golgi organization.
CGCCCAUCAACGAACAGCUUCGACAACAUUGAGGUUGAGGACGAGACUUUCCCACGAUCGCAUUCCACCUUUGCCUUCCUACAACCUAUCCCUCCGCGCGACAUGUUCGGCGCCUUCAACCGCUUCAUCGGGCUGGACGCCGAGCCAGCCCAGCAGCCCCGAUCGUCGACUGCGGACAACUCCUUCGGCUUCCAGGUACUCCGCAACAAGGACCCGGAGGUGCCCCUCGAGCCGUGGUUUGAUUUUAUCAUCGGGAUCAAUGGACGUCUGAUCGAUGACCCAGACCCGAACCUCUUCGCAACCGAAGUCCGCAAUUGCGCCGGCUCCAGCGUAACUUUUGAAGUUUGGAGCGCCAAAGGCCAAAAAUCCCACACCGUCUCCCUCCCCGUCCCCGCAACCGCAACCCCAACCCUGGGCAUAGCCGUGCAACUGGCCCCGCUCUCCUCGACGCAAAACAUCUGGCACGUGCUGUCGAUCCCCUCGCCGCUGAGCCCGGCCUACCGGGCAGGUCUGCUACCGCACUCGGACUACAUCAUCGGCACGCCGAGCGGCACGCUGCGCGGGGAGUCGGCGCUGGGCGAGCUGGUCGAAGACCACCUGGACCGUACCCUGGUGCUGUGGGUGUACAACAGCGAGUUCGACGUCGUGCGCGAGGUCGAGCUGAUCCCCACGCGCGGCUGGGGCGGCGAGGGCGCCCUCGGCGCCGAGCUGGGGUUCGGGGCCCUGCACCGGUUGCCUGUUGGGUUGGGGGAGGAGGUGGAGGGGCCGGGGGAGGUGGUCUUCGAAACGGCGCCGUCGGGCUCAGCCUCUAGGCAUAUUCAAGGGUACGGGUACGGGUACGGGUACGGGUACGGGUACGGGGAUCAAGGGCAGGGGCAAGGGCAAGAGCAGCACCAGUUCCUCGUGCCGGCGAAUCUAAGCUCCCCGCCUCCGCCGCCUAUGGCGGGGACGCCGACACAUCGCGUGGCGAGUCCGACGACGACGACGACGACGACGACAACGGCGACGGGAGCGGUAGCAAGCCAUGGACGUCCGCAUCGGAAGGCGAGGGCGGCGCCCAGUGCGUCGGCCUUUGAUGAGUAUUUCGCGGAGGGGUUGCAGAAGAGUAAAGAGUUGGAUUAUGCCCCGUCGAGUCGGAAGGGGACUCCCCUGCCGCCGCCCCCGAAGAAGGGUGGUGGUGCGGUGCAGAGCCCCCCUCCGCCGCCUGUUACGAGUGGCUCGCCGAGUCCCGCGGCGGAGUAGCCAGAGUACUAUUAGCAGCAAAGGAAGGUUCUUAUGUCUCGUUGGAAGUAUCGUGCGUCUAGUCUUGCGGAGUUAAAGCUGUCAGGGCUGGUGGGCUCGGUGAGAUCCUCUUUUCUUGCCGAGAUGGCCCGGGAGUUUACAGAGUUGGUUAGAAG